Molecule: messenger RNA, 1001 nt
Organism: Solea solea (common sole)
Lineage: Eukaryota; Metazoa; Chordata; Actinopteri; Pleuronectiformes; Soleidae
Product: recoverin-like
Exons: 3
Coding region: 1-579 (192 amino acids)
Molecular function (GO): calcium ion binding
Source: RefSeq, a predicted model, not a curated record
AUGGGUAACACCAAGAGUGGAGCUGUGUCGAAGGAGAUCCUGGAGGACCUGAAGCUCAAGACCAAGUUCUCAGAGACUGAGAUUGUCCAGUGGUACGAAAACUUCAAGAGGCAGUGUCCAACGGGACGCAUCUCGCAGGAGGAGUUCCAGAACAUAUACAGAAAGUUCUUCCCGGACAGCGACGCCAACACGUACGCCCAACACGUCUUCCGCUCCUUCGACACCAACGACGACGGCACACUGGACUUCAAGGAGUACAUCAUCGCUCUGCACAUGACAUCGACGGGGAAGACCACGAGGAAACUGGAGUGGGCCUUCUCACUGUUUGACGUGGACAAGAACGGAUACAUCACCAAGACAGAGGUCAAGGAGAUCUGUACGGCGAUUUUUAAGCUGAUUUCCAAAGAGGACAUGGCCAAACUGCCUCAAGAUGAAAACACAGCUGAGAAGAGGGCGGAAAAACUCUGGAAAUACUUUGAGAAGGAUGACGAUGACCGCGUGGCAGAAGGAGAGUUCGUGAAGGGAGUGUUGGAGAACGACGGCGCUCUUCGUUUGAUUCAGUACGAGCCGUCCAAGUAACUCUUCAUAUUCAACGACAUCUUCGUUCAUGACACGUGAACACAGAGCAGGAGCGACGUCGUCACUCUGGAACGAGUGUCUGUGGUCUGUGAGAGGAUUUUUAUAACAUUUUUAACACAUAUUACAAUUAAAAACCUGAGUUUAAAGUUUCCAUAGCAACCAAAUCAUAAUUUUCUUUCUCUGUUUACUUUCACAUAGACAGAAAUGUUCCCUCCAUAACUUCCUCACUUUAAUUAAUGUGUGAUUAGUUAGUUUAAUUCUGAAGAAAAGUGAAUUGUGUUUUAGCUUCUCAAACACAUAUGUAUUUUUUUCUCCACUGGGCAGAAAAUGACUGUAUAACUCUGUGUCAUGAUGUGACUCACUCCUCAACUGUUGACGCUCUCGUGGUCGUUUUCUAAAUGUAUGACAUGUGAAUUUUCCUU